GUCCCUCGGAAACAGUGGAUCACUGAUCCACGGAAAGAGCCGAAGAUGUCGGCUUGGUCAUGUGAUCAGCUGUGUCCAAUCACAGCUGAUCACAUGAGAACCAGUAAUCGGCAUUCCUCGGAGGGGACAUCAGUGCCACCUGUCAGUGUCCAUCAGUGCCAGCACUCAUUGCUCAUCCAUGCCACCUGCCAGUGCCACAUCAGUGCCACAUUUCAGUGCCCAUCAGUGCCACAUCAAUGCCACAUAUCAGUGCCCAUCUGAGCUGCCUUUUAGUGUCACCCAUCAGUGCCACCUAUCAAUGCCAGUCAGUGCCACCUAUCAGUGCUGCCAAUCAGUGCCACCUAACAGUGCCAGUCAGUGCCGCCUAUCAGUGUGCAUCAGUGCUGCCUAUCAGUGCCUGUCAGUGCUGCCUAUCAGUGCCACCUAAAAGUGCCAGUCAGUGCCACCUAACAGUGCCAGUCAGUGCCACCUAACAGUGCCAGUCAGUGCCGCCUAUCAGUGCCACCUAUCAGUGCUGCCUAUCAGUGCCAUAUAUGAGUGCUGCCUUUCAGUGCCCAUCAGUGAUGCCUGUCAAUGCCCAUCAGUGCCACCUACCAGUGC
Molecule: messenger RNA, 600 nt
Organism: Staurois parvus
Lineage: Eukaryota; Metazoa; Chordata; Amphibia; Anura; Ranidae
Source: the annotation of a GenBank genome assembly